AUGGUGAAGUUCGUCACAGACCUGUCAAGCAACACAGAUGCUUCUGGCAAGUGGCUGAACCAGUACCAGAUUCUGCGAGACAUCGGCAGGGGCUCCCGCAGCAAUGUCAAGCUGGCGAGAACACGACAGGGCACCACCCAUGCCGUCAAAUGCUUCGCGCGCAUUGAGAUGCAGAACCGCAUGGUUGCCAAAUACGAUGCUGAUGGAUGCCGUCUAGUGCCGCUUCGGGAGUGCAUUGAGGAGGAAAUCCGCAUCCUUUCUGAGCUGUCGCAUCGCCACGUCGUGAAUCUGGAGGAGGUCAUCGACUGCUCCUCCCACGACGCCGUCUACAUGGUCUAUGAAGGCCUGCCUGGAAAAUCGCUCAUGGCUUGGAGCACAGGAAGCUUGGCGUACACGGCCAGUGCAGAAGCGGCAGUACAAGACUACUGGGGCGAUGCCGUUCGCCCUGGGCUGCAGUACGAUCUUGACGCGAAGCGGCGUGAAGUGCUUGUUUUCCAGGAAGAGCUGGUGAGGUUCUUCUGCGGUCAGCUGUCGGAGGGCCUCGACUACCUCCACGAGCAGGGGGUCAUCCACAAGGACCUGAAGCCGGAUAACAUCGUCCUCUCCAAGCCCAUCCCCGUCUGCGACCCCCGCUUCGUCUCGGCCCUGAGCCUGCGCCUCGCCUGCUCUUGGGAGGAAUGCGGAUGA
Molecule: messenger RNA, 687 nt
Organism: Symbiodinium natans
Lineage: Eukaryota; Dinophyceae; Suessiales; Symbiodiniaceae
Source: the annotation of a GenBank genome assembly